Chrysoperla carnea is the source of this 1134-nucleotide messenger RNA. RefSeq lists its product as uncharacterized. The record is from RefSeq and is a predicted model, not a curated record. Bases 213 to 668 code for a protein of 151 amino acids. The transcript has 4 exons. Lineage: Eukaryota; Metazoa; Arthropoda; Insecta; Neuroptera; Chrysopidae.
AUGGUUUUGUAUCACUUGUUAAUAUAUCGGUCAGUUCGUUGAUUAAAAUAAAUGGCGUAUUUAAUUUACGACCAAAAUAUGCUUCAGCAGGAGUUGUUUUUGUAGUUGUUUUAUAAGAAUUAUUGUAAUUGAACAACGUAAAGCUAAGGAAUUUGCUCCAAUUUUUGUGUUGUUGGGAAUAUUCCUUUAGCACGCAUCCUAAGUUAUAUUUGAUGGCUUUAUUUAGAGUUUCGGCCAUAUUGCUUCCUGGCGAAUAUGGUGAAGAAUAUGCUGCCCUAAUACAAUUAUUAAAUAAAAAUGUUUUCCAUUUAAUUGAUGAAAAUGCUGGACCAUUGUCUGAUACUACGGUAAUACAAUAUCCAUUUUCCAGGAAAAUCUUCUGCAUUAGUGAUAUGGCAACAUCCGCAGUUUGGCUUCGACAUGGGAAAGCGAAAGCGUAUUUGCUGAAACCAUCUAAAACAGAAAAUAUGUAUUUAAAUCCCUCUGGAGAUCGAAUAAUGGGACCAAUAAAGUCAACGUACAAGAUUUUAAAAAUUGCGUCAGAGUCUGGAGAGAAAAUCGGCCAUAUUAUUAUGUUGGCCCUUAAUAUGUUCGGGCGUGAAAUCAAAUCUGGAAAUUUUAAGAAUCCAGCGCGAGAGUUUAUUGAAUCUGGCCGGAGAGUUGAAUAACCAAAGGAGAGAACUGCAAUCGGUCUGAAGCGUAAAUUUACGAUCGAGAUUUAAUUUUCUGGAGCAGUACAUGAUUGGGUGGAUACCGUCAUCGUGUUUUUGUAGUAAUACGGCUCCUAAUCCACUAGCUGAACCAUCGGUUUGGAGUAUAAAUGGUUUAUCGAAUUGUGGAUGCUUCAAAACAGGUCGUUUAACGGUGCGACAAUUUGACUAAACAUAGGAAUAUAACGAGCAUAGAAAGCGGCUGCUCCAAUUAAUCGGGAUAUUUCUUUGACGUUUUUGGGUGUAGGCAUAUCGUUAAUAGCUUGAACUUUCAAUGGGUCUAUAAAGCGACCUUCAGCGGAUAUGACACUACCCAACAGACGUAUACGGGACAUACAAAAUCUAGCUUUUUCUGGAUUUAGGGUAAUACCGAUUGAUUUAAUUUUCGUAAAUAAUAUAUUUAAAUGGUUUAGGUGUGAAUCUA